Alternaria arbusti is the source of this 2091-nucleotide messenger RNA. RefSeq lists its product as uncharacterized. The transcript is spliced from 9 exons. Gene Ontology annotation, cellular component: cytoplasm. The record is from RefSeq and is a predicted model, not a curated record. Gene Ontology annotation, biological process: NAD+ biosynthetic process. Lineage: Eukaryota; Fungi; Ascomycota; Dothideomycetes; Pleosporales; Pleosporaceae. Bases 1 to 2091 code for a protein of 696 amino acids. Gene Ontology annotation, molecular function: ATP binding; glutaminase activity; NAD+ synthase (glutamine-hydrolyzing) activity.
AUGGGAAGGCUCGUCACAUUCUCUACAUCUAGUUUGAAUAACUGGGCACUUGAGGGCAACGCAAACCGCAUACGCGAAGCCGUCAAGCUUGCCAAAGCAGAUGGUGCUCGAUACGUCACCACGCCGGAAUUGUCGAUUCCUGGCUACGGGUGUCUCGACCACUUUCUUGAACAAGACACAGUCACACACAGCUGGCAAAUGCUGGCAUCUUUGCUCGUGGAUCGCGAACUCGAUGGCAUAUGCUACGACGUCGGCAUGCCAGUUCGGCACUCCGGGAGCCUUUUCAACGCGAGAAUCGUUGUGCUUGACGGCAAGAUAUUAUUGAUUAGACCCAAGAUGAGCCUCGCGAUGGCCGGGAAUUAUCGAGAAGGUCGAUACUUCAUUCCCUGGUCUCCACCCCAACGCGUCGAGCAGUAUGAACUGCAUGAGCUUCCUGCUGCUGCACGCUCUCUGCAAGAUUCAGCUUUCGUUCCGAUCGGAGACGCCAUCGUGUCUGCCGUCGAUUGCUCAAUAGGCUACGAAACCUGCGAAGAGCUAUUCACACCUCGGGCGCCACACAUCGAUUUGAGCUUAGCUGGCGUAGACAUCAUCAUCAAUUCAUCAGGGUCUCACCAUGAGCUUCGUAAACUAGAUCUGCGUCUCGACUUGAUUCGCAAUGCCACUUCGAAAGCAGGUGGAGCGUACUUGGUGCUGGUCAAUGGCACCGUCCGCGCGCAGGCACCUCAAUUCUCCUUGAAUGACAUCGAAGUUAUCACGGCUACGAUCGACCUGGAAGAGAUCUGGUCAUACAGGACGAAUCCAUCGAGGGGCCUACAAGCUGCGUCAGCCCCUCGCUAUGAGCGCUUUAGGGCGGAUAUUCGUCUAGCUUCGGAUGUACACUUCGAUCCCUCCAUCUUUCCAACGCCGGUCCAAACCAUUCAUUACCAUCGACCAGAAGAAGAGAUAGCCCUCGGACCUGCAUGCUGGCUUUGGGACUACCUCCGUCGAUCCGGUCAGGCUGGCUUCAUGCUGCCCCUCAGCGGAGGGAUCGAUAGCUGCGCCACCGCAACUCUGGUAUUCUCCAUGUGCCGCCUCGUGUACAAGGCUGUACAGGACGGUAACAAGCAAGUUCUCGAGGAUGUCCGCCGCAUCGUAGGCCCUUAUCACGGCGAAGACUGGGUACCUACAAGCCCAAAGCAAAUAUGCAACGGCAUUCUUCAUACCGUAUACAUGGGUAUGUCUCAGCAAUCAAGCAAAGAGACCAGGAGACGUGCCAAGAGGUUAGCGGAAGACAUUGGAUGCCACCAUGUCGAAGCCGAUAUCGACGACAUGUAUGCGGCUACGAAGAACGGUUUGACGAAGGCGACUGGCUUCACGCCGCGAUUCAAGGCUCAUGGAGGCUCGCCUGCUGAGAAUCUGGCAUUACAGAAUAUACAAGCGAGAGCAAGGCUCGUGCAAGCCUACUACUUUGCUCAGAUGCUCCCUUUGACUAGGGGUCGACCCAAUGGAGGUAGCCUUCUCGUACUUGCCUCUGGAAACGUCGACGAGUGUCUGCGCGGAUACCUCACCAAGUACGACUGCAGCAGCGCAGACCUCAACCCCAUUGGCAGCGUCUCGAAGGUAGACCUCAAGAGAUUUAUAGCUUACGCUGAGAGUGAGUUCGAGCUUUCCAUCCUCGGCGAGUUCCUCGACGCAACACCGACUGCCGAACUGGAACCAAUUACCGAGGACUAUGUCCAGAGCGACGAGGUCGAUAUGGGCAUGACAUACGCAGAACUUGGAGUCUUUGGCAAAUGCCGCAAAGAGCUUAAACUUGGUCCAUACGGAACCUGGGUUCGCCUAGCACACGAAUGGUCCGACAAGUAUACUCCCACCGAGGUCGCAGUCAAGGUGAAACAGUUCUUCCACUACUAUGCCAUCAACCGCCACAAGAUGACGACAAUGACGCCUUCCUACCAUGCGGAGGCAUAUUCGCCAGAUGAUAACCGAUUCGACUUGAGGCCUUUCCUGUACCCGCCUUUCUACCAAAACUGGAGCUUCAAGUGCAUUGAUGAGGAGGUGGCGAAGUGGGAGAAGAAGAAGCUGGAAAAGGAGAAGCUGGAGAAGGCUUGA